AUAACUGAAAAGCACAAAUAUGAAAAGAAUUAAAUAUUUGUUUUGUUUUUCUGUAAGGAUUAUGUCAACUUUUCAGUGUAUCACAUUGUGUUGGAGUGUGGAGCACAAUCAUUUCUGGUUUUGUUUGUGCUGGGUUCUGUCAGGCUACCUUCCACAGGUGCAGUACAUUUACCUCUGAAUCUUUGGUAUGUAAACUAUUUGUAUUUCCAUCUCCAGGGCGUCCAGAUAUGAAAGUCUGUCCACAAAGAGAUGUGGUAAGUUAGGUAGUUGUGUUAAGGCAAAGGGAGCUAAAGAAUGCAAACUACCUCAAAGUCUCUUAACCUACUGUAUUUGAUUACAUAGUGUCCUCUACAUUCAGAGUAGGAAUUCAUGUGGUGUUUACGUGGCAUUUUAAGCUGAGUGGUUUGUUUUGUUUUUUUGUUUGUUUUUUGUUUGUUUUUGUUUUUUUUUCUCAUUUUUUGUGUUCCACCCAGGAGUCCCUUGACUGCUGCCCUGCUGAGAGCUUGUGUGUGGGGAGCGAUGACACCGCUACAUUCCAAGGCAGCACUGAGGACUCUUGCAAUGAUUGCCAAGCUGACCAGACGGUGCGCUCAGUUUGUGGCAUACCCACUGGAAAAAAACCCACUGACAACGGGAAGCAGAACAGCCCUUUGAACUUCCCUCAGAGCGAUACCAUCCGUUCAGAUAAGAGGGAGUCAGGAAACGUUAUCGUGAGCUCUGGUGACUCGCUAACUGGCGACUCGCUAACUGGCCAAAAAACAGAUUUACUGUUAACAGAUGAACAGGGAGGGAGAAAUGCUGAAUGCAUGGACUUGGAGGUGAAGCCUCAUAGUCCUCCACACAAGAGCCUGGCUGAGGCUGAGGCAGGGGCAGGGGCAGGCCUAGGCACUGAUAAUGAGUUCACUAAUAUAAGUGUGACGUUCCCUUCUAGCCCCAUCAGAAAGGGACAAAAAGAGGAUGGCAAGGAGGUGACCUCCGAGAUUUCCACUGAAAAUGAGGAAGUCAGCAACUUCACUGCCACAGACUGCACUAUACUUGAACACUGUAACAGCGUUUCACAGCUGACAGAGCGUGCUGACAUUACAAACAAUUUGGAAAGCAUUUCCAACGAUUUUGGUUUAAACGGUGCUGUUACAGAUCCAUGUUUUUUGGACAACACACAGGAGUGCAGUGUAUCCUUACUCGCAUGCCACACAGACAGAGCACAGCAAAGUGCUCUCUGCGUGAGAGAAGAAUCGAGGCUUAUGGAGUCAUCCGUGGCCAUGGGUGAGGCGUCUGAUUCACACGACAGCCACUCUCCAUCUCUUCUGACAGGAGGGAGCAGAGCACCAGAGAGAAACGCAGAAGUGCGUGCUGCAGGGGCGUGGCGUCGCGAAGAACAGUCAACACACUGGAAUGCUAGCUCUGAGGCACACAGCGAACCAUCAGAUAUUACACCUAGCCUUCAGAUAUCACACACUGGCCUGCCACACCUGGAUGAAACCCACAAUGGGGAAACUAGGCAAAACUCCCUCAACGUGUCAAAGGCCGGUUGGUCUGGUGGGUCUGAAACACAAAGAGACGUACCCAGUGUUUUGAAUAGCCCGAGCGAUGUUUGCAUUUCUUCUUCAGGGCCAAUGAAGUGUGACAUGCAAAUGAGCCAGUUGGGUGGGUCCAGGGCAAAACGAGUUUUUGGAGGGACAGAAAAGAGUGAUAGAGAUCUAAGCCUCUGCUCCCAUCCUAACAGCAGGGAAGCCCCAGGUGCACAAACGAACAGCAGUCUCUCGAUGGACUCAUCAUACAAGGCAACCAUGCUUAGUGGCUUUGAACUCAUUGUGAACUCCAACGAGGGACUAGCCACUGAACACACGCCUGUCAGGAGUUUGUGUGAGGUUGUGCAGGUUGAAAGACCAAGUGGUCACCUACCCUCAGAUACCUGCAUGACUGAAACUCCAGGGGAUUCAGCUUUCACUGAGACAAACUGUGUCACAAUCACCGAUCGAGUCCAAACAGAAGCCAAAGUACAAGAACUCGACAGUUCCAGUGACUCUGACUGCACCAUGAUAUCUGAGCCUGAGUGCACGCAGGCGGACGACUCGAAGCGUGACAUAACUGAGAAUGAGACGCCAAACCUCGACCUCUGCCCAGGGGUGUGUAGUCCCAGUGAGAUGAGAAAUGGGAAUUAUAAUGUGCCUCCUAAUGGCAGUGAAUCACAGACCUUUAAUGGAAACGUCACCGGGAGCAGCCUCGCCGCUAACGCCUCGGCCAGCCGUCAGGGUUUGCACAAGCAGAAGGCCAAGAUACCGAAACAAAAGAGGAGACAGAGCUGCUCAGCCAAAUCACAGGGCUGUUGGAAACUAUGGCAGCCGAGCAAAACAUUUGGAUGCCCGACUGACUCAGCAGUUGGUAAAGUCACCAUGGAGAGGGCAAAGGUCAAGCCGAGAAAUAUUCAUAAGAGAAAUGGCCUGGGGGAGACUCAGCUACACCGCGCAUCUAAGAAAGGGGACCUGGCCUCGGUCAAAGCUCUAAUUGAGUCUGGGAUAGAUGUCAACCUCGCAGACCAUGCAGGGUGGACGGCACUGCACGAGGCCUGCGCUGGUGGGUUCACUGCUGUGGUGGAGAAGCUACUGUGUGCCGGGGCUGAUGUCACCAGCCGAGGGCCCGAGGGACUGACUCCUUUGCAUGAUGCCGUGGAGUCCGGCUGGUACGAGGUAGUAAAGCUUCUUCUCCAGAAUGGAGCAAACCCUAAAGAUAAAAAUGCUCUGGGGAAAACUGCAUUGGACUUGGCCUGUCAUGCAGACAUCAAAGAGCUGCUCUCAACAUUCAAGGGACCUCUAGUGACAGCGGUGCGUCCACGUCAGCCUACUCAAGAGGUCACGGACCAGAUGAAGCCAAGCCAUUCUCCCAGAAUCCUUGAGGGUAAACCAGAGGAAGACCCAGAGAACCGCAAGCCCAGCAGGAUUACCACCACGGAGAGAGAAGCCGCUCCCACGGACUCCAUCAUGGCGAUGCUGCAGGAGGUUGAAAGGAGGCAGAUGGACAUGACAGCCUGGCAAUUACAUAAAUCAGAAGAUAAAGACAAAUUCAUGGCAGAAUGGUCACAGAUGCAGACCAAGCUGAACAAAGUGCUUAUUAAACAACAGGCCGCUAAAGAUGAUCUCACAAAUAAGUACAGGAUGGUUCCCGACUCAUUUCAACAGGGCACUCUGAGAAACAGCCUCAGGUCUCUGGCCUCCCGACAAAAAUGCCUUUUGGGCCUUCUGCAGAAGCAGAGUGAGUUGAAACUCAAGGUCCACACUCAGAAAGUUCCCACCUCUGCCUCCAAAAAGAUGAAUGCUUUAGCAACAGGCAGCCUGAACAACCACUCCAUCCAGCCUGAUCACAGGCGGAUAGCAAAGGAUCUAAAAAUGUGUAUUUCUAAAAUAGAUCAAGUUGUUUCCAGUUCCUCUGAAUCAACUCUCACAGAAUUAAAGAAUCCACAGAAAGGAGGGGAUGGCCUUCAUUGCCAAAGCACUAAAUCCUUGCCUGGGGCCGGUCUGUCAGCAGUGCCCGUCUACACCUUAUCUCUACCCACUGCACUUCCACAGGGCCAGUCGGGCAUUGUUUUGGUCAACCAUGGAGGGAAGAGCUUUGCCUUUGUUGGCCUCUCCAAAUGUAGAGUACCUGUAGCGCCUAAAAAACAGCCCGUUUCCAGCCUUAGAUCUUCAACAUCUCCCCGCAGUUCCGCAGUUCAACCUCUCCCCGUUCCAUCUCCCGCUUCUCAAACAAGCCUGACUGACUUGGAACCCCCUGCAGUCUCACUGGCCCUGGCACAGAUGUGCAAUGUGAGCACCUCGCACCACGAGACCGUAGUGCCCGACGCUGGAGGCAGUAGCGGUGGUCCUGACGAAAGAUCGGUAACAUCAAAGACCAAGAGGAACGGUUUGAAAUCCAGCACUGGCCCUGAAGAUGCUGGAGAUGUCAAGGGCAGGUCCUUGAGCCCAGUUUACCCCCACCACAACGCUGAAGACAUGAACAGUGACAUUCAGCAAGACAGACCACCAGAGGCACAGGGCAGUGGUGCAUCACUAAGUGACGGGAGCAAGCUAGAGGAGAGCAACCGGCUAGCUACCCUCGUAAGACAAGGAGUCCUUCUGCCGGCAAAGAAUGCACUAGAGUUUGAACUGAAGGGCUCCUGCCACCAAGCAUCUCUUCUACACGACGGCUCCAUCAGAGACAUAAACGGCAAAGACUUUGUCACCCCCGAGCGGUGGGUUGAGUCCAUUCUGGGGAACAAGAUUCCUGUGUCCUCAACAUAUGCAUGGAAAAAGAUAACCUUCAGGUCCAAGUCUCUCAGUGCUUACCUUCUGAAUGCUGACGACACAGGAAGAGCCGAAGCCGGAACUCUUGCCCCACAGCCAAAAGAGAUUAAGAAAAAUACAAGCGGCAGUUUCCUGGAAAUCAAGUCCAUCCACCUGAUAUGCAAUGAUGAGUUUGCACCUACACACAUCAUUGACCAUUAUUGGGAGUUUAUAACAAAGAGUGAGGAUUGGGGCUUUGAAGCAGCAUCCCUGUAGAACUGAUUUCUACUUUUCCCUUUUUUAUAUAAUGUAUUCUUAAGGCAGAUACGUGUUCAGUUGUACUGACAAGAUUUA
Clupea harengus (Atlantic herring) is the source of this 4613-nucleotide messenger RNA. Its product is annotated as ankyrin repeat domain-containing protein 31-like. The transcript has 11 exons. Lineage: Eukaryota; Metazoa; Chordata; Actinopteri; Clupeiformes; Clupeidae. The record is from RefSeq and is a predicted model, not a curated record. The coding region runs from base 807 to 4535 and encodes 1242 amino acids. Gene Ontology annotation, molecular function: protein binding.